Messenger RNA from Alternaria alternata, 3171 nucleotides. RefSeq names its product HET-domain-containing protein. The record is from RefSeq and is a predicted model, not a curated record. The transcript is spliced from 4 exons. The coding region runs from base 133 to 2745 and encodes 870 amino acids. Lineage: Eukaryota; Fungi; Ascomycota; Dothideomycetes; Pleosporales; Pleosporaceae. Gene Ontology annotation, molecular function: protein binding.
AAACGACCCUAACAGCUACGAUCUCCACGCCUUACACGAGCGAGCCGCCGUGCGCCGUCGAUACCGUCAGCCUGCUUCAAGGCCCCGAGGCCCCCUUCUACCACUCACGCGGACAAGCAUACACAAGAUCCGAUGCGACUAUUGUACACCGCAAGCGACGGGACGCUUCGAUGGACGAAGGACAUCAUACGUAGCAAAGAGAUUCCUCCCUAUGCGAUCCUCUCACACACCUGGGGUGAGCAGGAAGUGGUCUUCGAUGAUCUGAAAGACAUCGAAAACGCACAACGCAAGGAGGGAUAUCGGAAGAUUCGCUUCUGCGCGCAACAAGCUAAGCUUAAUGGUCUGGACUACUUCUGGGUUGACACCUGCUGCAUCGACAAGACGAACAGCCAAGAGCUUCAAGAAGCGAUCAACUCUAUGUUCUGCUGGUAUCAGAAAGCGGAAAAGUGCUAUGUCUUGCUUUCGGACGUCGAGAACAACUCAUCAGGAGAGAGUGGCAGUUUGCGCCGAAGAUGGAAGGCAGCGUUCAGGAAGAGCAGGUGGUUCAACCGAGGCUGGACGCUCCAGGAACUACUAGCUCCCCGCUCUGUCGAGUUCUUUUCGAAAGAGGGAGAGCUGCUAGGGGACAAGCAGUCCCUCAAAGACACUAUCAGUGAGAUUACAGGGAUACCUAGCGAAGCUCUUUCAGGGAAGCAAGUGUCUGAGUUUAGCGUAGCUGAGCGGUUCUCUUGGGCAGAAGAUCGCCAGACGACACGCGAUGAAGAUGGAGCAUAUUGUCUGUUCGGCAUAUUUGACAUCCAUCUACCGCUGAUAUAUGGCGAAGGCAGAGAAAAUGCACGCGAUCGGCUCAGAAGUGCGGUUAUUCUGAAGCACAAGGGCCGCAGUCACGACCAAGAAGAGAGGCUUGGCAAGAUCUGCAGCUGGCUCUCGGCGCCUGACCCAUCUACGAACUACAACAAAGCGCACAAGCAGCGGCAGGCUAAUACAGGUCUCUGGCUGCUAGAAAGCGCCAAGUUUUCAGAAUGGAAGGAGAGAACAGCGUCGCGACUGUGGCUGUACGGGAUCCCAGGAUGUGGAAAGACGAUUCUGAGCUCUACCAUCAUCGAGAAUCUGCUGCAAUACUGCCACGAUGACACUAACAUAGUGACGGCCUACUUUUACUUCGACUUCAACGACACACAGAAGCAGGACCCAGAGCUCAUGCUGCGCUCGCUGCUCUGCCAGCUUCUGCAGCGGUCGGUCGUGAUACCCAAAGGCGUUGAUGCGUUGUUCUCAUCUUGCGAGAACGGGCAACGGAAGCCAUCGUCGCAUGCGCUUUUACAAGUAACAAAGGAAGCGGCGCAAGAAUUCACCCACGUGUACGUUGUUCUCGAUGCUCUAGAUGAGUGUGCGCAGCGCUCGGAGCUGAUGGACAUGCUCGAAGCAGUGGCUGGUUGGCAGCUUAACAAUCUGCAUCUGCUCAUGACUAGCCGGAAAGAGCGGGAUAUCGAGCGCUCCUUAGAGGAAUACAUCAGGGAGGAGGACACUGUAUGUCUUCAAAGGGACGUAGUGGACAAGGACAUACAGCGAUACAUCCAACAAAGGCUGCGCGUCGACAAGGGCUUGGCGAAAUGGAACAGGGAUGCCGUCGUCAGGCAGGAGAUUGAGGACGCGCUAAUGGGCGGAGCUCGCGGGAUGUUUCGAUGGGCUGUAUGCCAGCUAGACACACUAGGAAAGUGUUGCAAUCGAGCGAUGCUGCGCAAAUCUCUUGCUAGUCUGCCGCGGACGCUAGACCAGACAUACGACCGCAUUCUUACUGCGAUAGGCGAGGAAUAUUCUGAGUAUGCGAUGCGUAUCCUGCAGUGGCUGACGUUCUCUGCGCGGCCGCUGUCCGUCGAAGAGGUCGCCGAAGUCGUCGCCAUCGACGUGGCGCGCGACCCAGCGUUCGACGGUGAUGAGGUGCUAGAAGACCCGCUAGAAGUGCUGGACAUCUGCUCGAGUCUAGUCACUAUCACAACGAACGAAGUGGACAGAAGAUCAGGGUCUGCUCAACGGAUCGUUGCUCUAGCACACUACUCAGUGCAGGAGUACCUUGUGUCAGACAGGAUCAGGCAAGGGUUAGCAAAGCAGUACAGCAUGCAAGAGGCCGCAUGUCAGAGCGCAAUAACGAGAGGUUCUUUAAAGUACCUGAUGCAGCUCCAGCAACCAUUAAAAAGAGAGACACUUCACGUGUCUGCACUUGCGAGGUACUCAGCAGAAUUUUGGAGCAGCCACCUUCGAAAGACAGGAGACGAGGUAGAACAAGCCAGUCAGCUGGCGGCGAGUUUAAUGGCCAAGGAACAGCCUGCAUAUCUCACCUGGAUCCGGUUGCAUGAUCCAGACCGUCCUUGGGAGGAGCCAAAUCUGGAAAAAAGCGAUGAUAACAUACCCAUGCCACUCUACUACGCCGCAUUGUUAGGCUUUAGCAUAGUUACAAGACUGCUGCUCGAUGCGGGCGCCGAUAUCAACGCGCAGGGUGGACACUACGGCAACGCACUGCAGGCGGCUUCAUACAGAGGCCACGAGCAGGUAGCCAAGACGCUGCUCGACGCGGGCGCCGAGGUUAACGCGCAGGGUGGACACUACGGCAACGCACUGCAGACAGCUUCAUACAGAGGCCACGAGCAGGUAGUCAAGACGCUGCUUAACGCGGGCGCCGAGGUCAACGCGCAGGGUGGAACGGCAACGCACUGCAGGCAGCUUCAUACGGAGGCCACGAGCAGGUAGUCAAGACGCUGCUCGACGCGGGCGCCGAUGUCAACGCGCAGGGUGGACACUUCGGCAACGCACUGCAGGCAGCUUCAUUUGAAGGCCACGAGCAGGUAGUCAAGACGCUGCUCAAUGCAGGUGCGCAUCAACACCUAGAGGAUGAUCUUGCGUUAGGGGCCGAAUAGCUUUGUUUAUGUAUUUUACCAAAGGUCUCAAGAUAACAGUAGCAGUUAGGGACAGUAUGCAAUGAGCGUGUUGAGUCGACCUAGAAAGUAACAUGGCGCGUAGGAGAACAGGACUUUAGACGUGUGUCUUAAGUUGAGUUAAUGCUUCUCGAAAGGCAGCAGAGCGCGCCACAUCUAUUUUAAGGUGCUACAAGGUGGGCAUAGCGCUGAAUUUAUUACAAUAGAAUACAGUAGGUAACAAGCGCGCUAAUGCAGGCCC